Selaginella moellendorffii is the source of this 944-nucleotide messenger RNA. RefSeq lists its product as uncharacterized. The coding region runs from base 570 to 944 and encodes 124 amino acids. The record is from RefSeq and is a predicted model, not a curated record. NCBI's taxonomy places the organism in Eukaryota, Viridiplantae, Streptophyta, Lycopodiopsida, Selaginellales, Selaginellaceae. The transcript has a single exon.
GAUUUGACUUAAGUUGACUAUAGUUUGACGAGUUUGACUUUAGAAAGAAGUGUGUGCUUUCACGAGAAAGGCACUCAGUACUGGCAAGACAACCCAAAGGACAUGUUCCACAAAAUUUGGAUCGAGAAAGACACGCUUCCUCGAUCAGUCUUAUAUAUGGAUGAAACUUUCGCCCACUUCUAGUCUCAUGCCUGCUACUGCCAAUUUCCCAGGAUGAUCCCGGCUUCGAAUUUCCAGCUACUGCUGCUGGUGUUACUGCUGCUCCAUUCCAUCCACUGGAGAAGUUGUCUUGGCGAAAAUACCACCGAAAGUGAGAGCUCGAUCUUUACCUUUCCAACUCGAUCUGGUGCUUGCUUUUGUUUCCAGGUGGCUCUCGUGGAUCUUCUUCUUCCAAUGUGACGGACCCGAGAGGUCCAAAUGGUCCUGGCGCUGGUGGCGGACCUGGCGGAGGAGGAGGUGGAGGAGGUGGCGGUAGUGGUGGUGGUGGUGACAACGGCGGCGGCGGAAGUGGCAGCAGUGGUGAUCAACCUUCGGGGAGUGGUGACAACACUGGCGUCCUCACUAGAGAUAUGCUCAUUGACCUGCGUGAAGCCAUCCAGGAGACCCAGCAGCAGCUCCAGAGCAUCCGAGAAUCCCUGUCCUUCCCCGAUCUCAAUCAGACUCAGCUCCAAGUGAUCGAGGCACUGUCCCUGGUGGAGGGUCUCGAGGCGAUCCAGUCCCAGUCCGGCAGCAAGGACAACCUCAGCACGCUCCAGAGCGUCCAGGAGACGCUCCAGUCCUUCAACUCUGUCCUGUCCCAUAUGCUGGAGCUCAACCACACGCAGGCGGAGCUCGCGCAAGUCAUGACGUCGGUGAUGCAGCUCCAAAGCGAAGCGCCACCUUAUAGCUAUCAAACGAGUGAUCCCGACUCAGCUGCACCACCAAGAGCUCCGAUCAGCGCAUAA